Echinops telfairi (small Madagascar hedgehog) is the source of this 7457-nucleotide messenger RNA. It is a transcript of the gene AFF3, whose product is annotated as AF4/FMR2 family member 3. The coding region runs from base 9 to 3806 and encodes 1265 amino acids. The transcript has 23 exons. Gene Ontology annotation, cellular component: super elongation complex; nucleus. NCBI's taxonomy places the organism in Eukaryota, Metazoa, Chordata, Mammalia, Afrosoricida, Tenrecidae. The record is from RefSeq and is a predicted model, not a curated record. Gene Ontology annotation, biological process: regulation of gene expression.
UCAUCUUGAUGGCUACUAGUUACUUGGUUUUUGAAUGUAUUUUUAUUUGGAGUCCACCUUUCGUAUUUCACAGGGGAGAAGACAUCUUAAACCAGCGGAGUGACUCUCUAGUUGUGGAGUUUCAGUCGUCCGCCAGCAGAUGCAGGAGUGUCUACGAACCCGAUAGAAAUGUGUUACGGAGGAAGGAACGAGAGCGAAGAAAUCAGGAAACCCAGCAGGAUGAUGGCACAUUUAAUUCAAGUUACUCCCUCUUCAGUGAACCUUACAAGACUAACAAGGGGGAUGAGCUCUCCAACCGGAUCCAGAAUACUUUAGGCAAUUAUGAUGAAAUGAAAGACUUUUUAACGGAUAGAUCCAAUCAGAGUCAUCUUGUUGGUGUUCCCAAACCUGGCGUCCCUCAAACGUCUGUGAACAAGAUCGAUGAACAUUUUGUUGCAGACUCCAGAGCCCAGACCCAGCCCUCCUCCGUGUGUAGCGCUGCCUCUUCCACACCAGCAGCUGUCCCAGGGCAGCAGAGUAAGAGGGGCACCAUGGGCUGGCAGAAGGCUGGACACCCACCACCUGAUGGCCAGCAGAGAGCAACACCACAGGGCUCUCUCAGGACCUUGCUUGGAGAUGGCGUCGGCAGACAGCAGCCUCGAGCUAAACAAGGGUGCAAUGUGGAGGUGGGUCUGCAGACCCAGGACAGGCCACCUGCUACGAUGUCAGCCAAGCACAGCAGCGGGGGACACUGUGUUCAGAACUUUCCUCCAUCUCUGGCUUCCAAGCCCAGCCUGGUCCAGCAGAAACCAACUGCGUAUGUGCGGCCAAUGGAUGGCCAAGACCAGGCUCCUGAUGAGUCUCCUAAGCUCAAGUCGCCCACGGAAACCAGUGUGCACUGCACGGCCUACAGGGGAGUCCCAGCCUCCAAGCCCGAGUCAGCCCGGACCAAGGCCAAGCUCUCCAAGUUCACCAUCCCCAAACAAGGAGAGGAGAGCCGACCUGGAGACAGCAACAGCUGCGUGGAAGAAAUCAUCCGGGAGAUGACCUGGCUCCCACCACUUUCUGCUAUCCAGCCACCUGGCAAAGCGGAACCAAGCAAGUUUCCAUUUCCAAAUAAGGACUGUCAGCUUGUCUCCUCCGGACACAAUAAUCCAAAGAAAGGUGAUGCUGAGCCGGAGAGUCCAGACAAUGGGACAUCAAAUACAUCAAUGCUGGAAGAUGACCUCAAGCUGAGUAGUGAUGAAGAGGAGAACGAACAGCAGGCAGCCCAGAGAACCGCUCUCCUCGCUCUGUCUGACAGCGCCGUGGUCCAGCAGACCAACUGCAGAGGCUCCGUGCCGUCCAGCAAGGGCAGCAGCAGCGGCAGCGGCAGCAGCAGCUCCUCCAGUGACUCGGAGAGCAGCUCUGGAUCGGACUCGGAGACCGAGAGCAGCAGUUCGAGUGAGAGUGAGGGCAGCAAGCCCACCCACUUCUCCAGCCCUGAGGCUGAACCGGCAUCCUCUAACAAGUGGCAGCUGGAUAAAUGGCUAAACAAAGUGAAUCCCCACAAGCCUCCAAUUCUGAUCCAGAAUGAGAGCCAUGGGCCAGAGAGCACCCAGUACUACCCCACAGUGAAAGACGAGGUGCCUGAGUGUGGGCAGCUCCCGGAGCUCUGCCAGACCAGCCUGCGGGAGAAGGAAAUCAAGAGCGCCUGCAAGGAGGAGCAGAGGCCCAGGACCGCCAACAAGGCCCCGGGCAGUAAAGGAGUGAAGCAGAAAUCGCCACCCGCCGCUGUGGCUGUGGCUGUGACCGCUGCUGCCCCGCCGCCCGCAGUGCCCGGGGUGCCCACGGAGAGUGCACCUGCGCCAGCCCGGAGGUCUGCCGGCAAGAAGCCCACCCGGCGCACAGAGAGGACCUCGGCCAGUGGCGGAGACAGCACCAACUGUCACCGGGCCGAGGAGCCCACAGCUGGGGACCCUCUGGGGACAAGCGUGGUGGUCCCCCCAGAGCCCACCAAAUCCAGACCGUGCGGCAACAGCAGAACAGGCCACAGGAAGGAGCUCCGCUCCUCGGUGCCCUGCGAGAAGCGCCGCACGCGGGGCCUAAGCAGGAUCGUCCCCAAGUCCAAGGAGUUCAUCGAGACGGAGUCGUCCUCCUCGUCCUCCUCGGACUCGGACCUGGAGUCGGAGCAGGAGGACUACCCUCUGUCCAAGCCGCAGGCAGGGGCCCCCUCCUCCACCUCCUCCUCCUCCUCCUCCUCCGCCUCCGCGUCUGGGUGUGAGCAGAGACUGAAGGAGGCUGUGAACAGCAUUAGCAGCGGGGGUGGCCCCCGGGCCCCCGUGGGCUCCAUCAACGCCAGGACCACCAGCGAAAUCGCCAAGGAGCUGGAGGAGCAGUUCUACACGCUGGUCCCCUUCGGCCGCAACGAACUUCUCUCCCCUCUGAAGGACAGCGAGGAGGUCAGGUCUCUCUGGGUCAAAAUCGACCUGACGCUCCUGUCCAGAAUCCCGGAACACCUGCCCCAGGAGCCGGUGGUCGUGAGCACUCCUGCCGCCAAGGACGCAGAGAGCGCACCACCGAGUCUCUUGUCCGAUGCACCCCCCGAAAAGACUUUGCCAAAGUCCAAGAGGAAACGCAAGUGUGAAAACGAAGACGAUUACAGGGAGACCAAGAGAGCCCAGUCAGAGAGGGAGAGCUCCUCACGACUGACCAGUAGCACUGUGUCUGCAACCCACUGCAACAGGAGCAUCAACAGCUUGGCAAUCCCAAUUAAUAAAAAUGAAAAAAUGCUCCGGUCACCCAUGUCACCCCUCUCCGAUGCAUCGAAACACAAACACGCCAGCGAGGACUUCACUUCGUCCGGCAGGCCCACUGGCAACGGUCUGUUCACGUCGGCCUCCACCAACAGAAAGCAUAAGGCCGAGAACCAGCUGCUGGUGCACGCCGGGGACCUCACGAAAGCAGCGCACAACAAUUCCGAAAACAUUCUCCUCCACAAGUCACGGCUGCAGACGGAGCCCUGGUCUCCCGUCUCCAACGGGCACCGAGACUGCAAGAGGCAGAAGCUUGUCUUCGAUGACAUGCCACGCAGUGCAGAUUACUUCAUGCAAGAAGCUAAGCGGAUGAAGCAUAAAGCGGAUGCGAUGGUGGAAAAGUUUGGGAAAGCACUGAACUAUGCUGAAGCAGCUUUGUCGUUUAUUGAGUGUGGGAACGCGAUGGAACAAGGCCCGAUGGAAUCCAAGUCUCCGUACACGAUGUACUCAGAAACAGUAGAACUCAUCAGGUAUGCGAUGAGACUAAAAACCCACUCAGGCCCCAAUGCCACCCCAGAAGACAAGCAACUAGCCGCUUUAUGUUACCGAUGCCUGGCUCUCUUGUACUGGCGGAUGUUUCGACUUAAAAGGGACCAUGUUGUAAAGUAUUCAAAAGCUCUUAUCGACUAUUUCAAGAACUCAUCCAAGGCUGCCCAAGCCCCAUCUCCAUGGGGAGCCAGUGGAAAGAGCACUGGAACCCCAUCCCCCAUGUCUCCCAACCCCUCUCCCACCAGCUCCGUGGGAUCUCAGGGGAGCCUCUCCAACACCAGCACCCUGUCCCCGUCCACCAUCGUCAGCAUUCCGCAACGCAUCCAUCAGAUGGCGGCCAAUCACGUCAGCAUCACCAACAGCAUCCUCCACAGCUACGACUACUGGGAGAUGGCUGACAACCUGGCCAAGGAAAACAGAGAAUUCUUCAACGACCUGGAUCUGCUGAUGGGGCCAGUCACCCUGCACAGCAGCAUGGAACACCUGGUCCAGUACUCCCAGCAGGGCCUGCACUGGCUGCGGAACAGCGCCCACCUGUCCUAGGGGCCUCCCCCUGCCCCGAGCUGACCGUGCUCCCGUCUCCACAGACCGCUCCACGUUCCGGACACUGUGCUACUGGACCCCUCGCCACUCGACAGCGAACAUUCCCUCUGCCUUGAACAAUGAAUGGUCUCUCCCCAGGACUUGUGUGUUUGUCCGUGUGGGUGUGUAACCAGCCGCCGGUGUGUGUGCGCGUGUGUAAGAUCCACAGCUCUUCAGAACCAGUUCUCUUGUCCGGUUUCCAUAAUCCUAACCUAGACAAGGUCCUGAGGUUCCUGAGUCGAAGAGUCACCCGCGCACAGUCACACGCGCACACUUUCUACCGCAGUACUGAACCGUGACUUAGAAAACUUCAACCAAAAUCUCAUGGGCUAGUGAACCCGGUGCAAGACAGCACAAGACAAGUUGACUGCCCGUUAGGAUGAACCUAGCUUUUAGACGAUGGACGGCUUUUCAGUAUUAUUAUGCUACUCCCCUAUUAUUUUUCCAUCGGUGUGAACAAAAUGGGUAAUUGCAUCAUGGAAAUUAAGUCAGUUAUUUUUGGUGCCAGAAGCUGAAAAGAUUGCAUGUUACCAAAUACCCCGCCCUCCUCCUGAUAUCCCACCUUUCUUAUCACCAUUCCACCACCUACCUUUAUCAUCAGGACCUGCCUGACAAGCAAGUGGAGCGGCUCCCACACACCCUGCCUAGCACCCUGCCCCCCCGCUCCGCCGCCACUGAGUGUGAAAAUGGUACCCAGAGCUGGUUGAAACCAACAAACUGUGUCUCUGAAAGUUAACCAGCAUUAAGGACUGCCUUGGGGGGCUCAGUUCAAAAAGACACGGAUCUCUCUCGGGCCCCUGUGUGAUGACUGCAGCCCCGGCCAGCACAGGCAUCCCCGCCUUCCAGCCACUGUGACUCGGCGGCUUUACAGCCAUGUGGCAUUUGUCAGCCAAGAGCUUUUCAAGUCUUUUCUUUCCACAAGAGCUUUCUUUACAAAUACCCUUAGCCAAAAUUAGGUCAUUACCUAAACCGGCCCCCUUCCUGAGGAGGCAGCACCUGACGCAGGCUGGGAACCACUUUCCAUCCUCGCUCUCCACACAGGAUGUGCGCCCCUGUCGGCCUCGGGUGCCUCUUGACUCGGGGAUGUCCUUCAGGCUCUGGACGGAGCACUGAGCAUAACUCUGCCCAGCGCGCAGCCUGCUGAACCCUUCUUGUCGGGUGUGUGGCCACCGCUUCCUUGCUUCUUGUCUUUUUCUUUCAGUUAACUUCUUGUUGGUGCUUCAUUUUUGUGUUUUGUUUGAAAUUUCAUUGUGGGGUAUUUUUAUUUCUGUCUCUGUAUGAACCUGAUGUCCUUUAGAGUGCCCUCUCAGGUCCUAGAAUUAGUCCCCUUGUUAAAUAUAUUUGGCCAUGAAAAUAUGGGGUGGGGGGCAGCAAAAGAAGAAAUCGCUGAAAGGAACCUAUUACCUGGUCACACUUUAAUCAUGACAGGACUGCCCUUGACCUCUCAGUUGACAACCUUGCAUUGGGACAACCUGAAGGAGACAAGUGACUGGCUGUGGGGGGCAGUCCAUUCUUCAAGGUGACAGUGGUGUGGCCGUCGACGUCCGCUGGUGGCUGAUCUGACGGGCUGGUUUGCAGCGUUCGGUUUCUCGCCAGCCUGGUCUCUAGAUGGGAAUUAAGGUCCUGGCAUCCGCUCACGCAAAGCACUGACUGAGAACUGCACAGAUCAAACAACUCUGUUGAUUUAAAAUUCAUUUCAAAUGAGCAAGUGAAGGGCUGGUUCAAUUUGCAUUUGGCUCUGGCCUUCAGGAAUCCAGGAACUAUUAGCAGCAGCAUUUCCAUUUUUUACUAAGGCAACUGAGGUGCUGUUGCCAAUGGUUAACGGAUUGCAUGAUCGUUCUUACACUGGGCUAGUUCUUGUCAGGCAGUGAAUGCUGGUGAUGCUAUGUAUGUGCAAACGGUCAUGAAGGAAUGACCCUCAGGGUUCUUCAGGCAUCCCCAGGUGCUUCUCUGGUCUGGCCCAUCUUUCAAGUUGAAGGCUCUGUUGUGGCAUCCACAGGAUGCCCGUUUAAACACAGGGGUGGUCUCUGGCUAAGGAGCCCCAGGGCUGGAUGGUUCAUCAAAAGGUGAGGGCUUCAAACCCACCAGUCACGCUCACAGGAGCUAGAUGUGGUGUGGUGGGCUGCUUCCAAGAGGCUUGACAACCUUGGAACCCUUCUGGGACGGUUCCACUCUGAGAAUUGACAGCAAUGGAGGUUGGGUCUCUGGCUUACAAUGCCAGUCACAUGGCGUCAGCACUUUGGUGUGCCCCAACCAAGCUUCUGAAACUGGUCACUUGGGGAAUGGCCAGACAGGGCGUUCCCGUCGUCAUCUCUGUUUCAUCUCUCUGAAGCAUGGGGUGGCUCAGAAGUGCUGGUUGGUUUGGUCCAGAUGGUUUUAGCAAGGAGCCCUUCUGACCGUGGCUCCCUAACGCCUUCCUUUUCCUUCAUUGUGUUCCAAGCAGAAACAUUCUUCUCUGUUCUGAUCAUUCCUGUACUCCAUCCCCACUGUAGAAAUGCAGAAAGUAAGUGUAAACCCUCAAUGAUCCCAUUCUCUCGAGAUAACCACUGCUCACAGUGUGAUGUCUGUCCAUCCAGAGACGUUUCCAUCGGAACCUGUCACUUUUAUGACCAUUUCUUUCUGUUUGAAGACACAGUCUUUCCUCAGAAAUUGAACCUGAUUUUAACCGACCUUGUCCUUCCAUGACUGGAGUGGAUGUCACCCUUCAUCACAAUGUUGGGAUUACCUGCAAAGGAGAGCCACCCCAAUAUAUUACAGUUUAAAAUGUGGCGCUUGUUGCUACGCUGCACAGACCAGACUUGUGUGCAGAUUUGUGCCUGGAGAGGGAGGUGGGGUUAAAACACAUAUUGCUGGUAUUUCCAAAUUGCAAAUGGAAAACUCAAACCCACUAUCUAUAGCCGAGUAUCCUGGAAAGAUACAUUUGAAGAGUCGAACAAUUGUGGAUCAGAUUGGACAUAACGGAAUGCAAUGCAUUGAGACUUGCUGCACUAAAAUUUCUCAUACUGUGUACAACAAUGAUAUGCGUAUUGUAUAACAGUGAUGUGUACAUUUCUGACACCCCAUACACAAUACACAGUUUGUAUAAAUGCAUACAUUUAAAAAUAUAUAUGUACAAUACAGCUAACAUACAACUGUAGUAAGCCUGAAGGAUAUUUCUAGUGCCUAAUAAUUGAGUAUAAGUCACUGCGUGUUCACAUCACCUUGGAAGUGCAGUAAUUGUUAUAAAAUUAAUCCGUGCAGCCAACCAUUAUUUAUGAAUCACAUCUUUGAAACUGUGCAGUAGUAUAUACAUAUAUAUUUUUAAAUAACAUUUUUCACAGUUUUCCAGAGUUACUGUUGAAAUCUGUAUCACCAAAAAAAAAACCCCAAGAUUUUUUAAAUGAAGUAGACACUCUCCAAACCCAGUAAUCUGUGUGUGAUUUCUCCGUUUGUAGAUACCCAAGAGACUAGCCGUCACCAGCCUUAAUGCAUGUACAGGAUAUUAUUGUGACUUAAUUUAUCUGCAGUUUUUAAUCCAUGUGGAAUUGGGAUUUAUAAACGGACUUGGAUUAAAUAUGUCUGCCUUUCUAAGGUUGCAAAUGUUACAUUAAAUGAUUUAUGUUGUAAAUGAAA